Fulmarus glacialis (Northern fulmar) is the source of this 640-nucleotide messenger RNA. RefSeq names its product inositol(myo)-1(or 4)-monophosphatase 1 (gene IMPA1). The annotation marks the transcript as partial. The record is from RefSeq and is a predicted model, not a curated record. Gene Ontology annotation, molecular function: inositol monophosphate 1-phosphatase activity. The transcript has 6 exons. Gene Ontology annotation, biological process: inositol metabolic process; phosphatidylinositol phosphate biosynthetic process; signal transduction. NCBI's taxonomy places the organism in Eukaryota, Metazoa, Chordata, Aves, Procellariiformes, Procellariidae.
CUUCAUUGGAGAAGAAUCUGUUGCAGCUGGAGAGGGCAGCAUUUUGACAGAUAACCCCACAUGGAUUCUAGACCCUAUUGACGGAACUACCAACUUCGUACACAGGUUUCCAUUUGUGGCAGUUUCAAUUGGCUUUGUUGUAAACAAAAAGAUAGAGUUUGGAAUUGUGUAUAGUUGUAUAGAAGACAAGAUGUAUACUGCCAGAAAAGGAAAAGGUGCAUUUUGCAAUGGUCAAAAACUUCAAGUUUCAGGCCAAGAAGACAUUACAAAAUCUCUUUUAGUAACAGAAUUGGGAUCAAAUCGCGAUCCAGAGACUAUGAAAAUAAUUCUUUCUAACAUGGAAAGACUUCUCAGUAUUCCUAUUCAUGGGAUUAGAGCUGUUGGUACAGCAGCUGUGAACAUGUGCCUUGUGGCAACAGGUGGAGCUGAUGCCUAUUAUGAAAUGGGGAUUCACUGCUGGGAUAUGGCAGGGGCUGGAAUCAUUAUUACUGAAGCAGGCGGAGUAUUGCUAGAUGUAUCAGGUGGGCCAUUUGAUUUGAUGUCUCGAAGAAUAAUUGCAGCAAGUAGUCGAGCUAUAGGAGAGAGAAUAGCCAAAGCACUUCAAAUAAUUCCUCUGAAAAGGGAUGAUGCAACUAACUAA